Ogataea philodendri is the source of this 1665-nucleotide messenger RNA. RefSeq lists its product as uncharacterized. The transcript has a single exon. The coding region runs from base 1 to 1665 and encodes 554 amino acids. The record is from RefSeq and is a predicted model, not a curated record. NCBI's taxonomy places the organism in Eukaryota, Fungi, Ascomycota, Pichiomycetes, Pichiales, Pichiaceae.
AUGUCCAGCAAGAGACUCAGCAAAAUAGAAACCAAGCUAAGUUCGUCGAACCGCCGAAUCACCGUUCAAUUGCCGAGCGAGGAACCGUCCCCCACCGUUUCGCGGUCCAACACGGUGGUUUCCACUUCCUCGUCGUACUAUCCUCCACAAGCUGCGGUCGAGGACAAUACACCGAUCAAUUUCACAUCGCCCAGACCGUUGCAACGGCCGCCAUUGGACUUGUCGUUGCGAAGAAGACCCCCGCCAGCAAAGAAACCGCUCGAUUUGCCCAAGAUCGACCCAACUCCAGCACCCGAGCCGUUCUCCCUGGCCGAUGACGUAACCCCCACAGCCCAGGGUCCGCCGACUGCAGUCGAGCCCCACGACGCAGACUUCGACACCAUCAAGCUGGUCAUCCCGUCGCCAAAACUAGACCCGUUCCAGCUGUCCUCGCCGUCGGAAUCGUCAAAUGUCUCGGAAACGGAAACUCCAACAAAAGAGCUCUUUUCGGGCAAGAUAUCCUCUAAUAGACUGACGAAUUUCGACGACGAAGAGGAAACAGCACACCAAUUGGCAGAUGAACAUUCCGAGGAUGAGCCAGAAAACGAGCUCUUCUUCUCGCCGCCGCCAGCUUACCAUUUUCAGAACCAGUCGUCAGAGUCCGACCAGUUCUACGACGUUCACGAAAACAGGUCCAGCAUGAGUACCGACCGCUCUAUCGAGGACGAGCUUUAUCCGACCGAGGCGCGGUCGGCGACACUACGUGUUCAGAACGCAGACUCAGAGUCCACGGAUAACAACCAGUCCGAGAACUCUGGGCCUUUGUACCGUCAACGGUCGAUGGACUCGAAACCGGUGACUAUCCCGGGUUCCGAGGACGACGAGGACGACGAAGACGGAAGUGGGGUGAGUUUUAUCGCCAAGUCGCCGUACUACACGCAUUUCGACCUCGAAGACAAACCUGCUCCCAAAAUGGUGGUAAAAAACCCGUCCCCGGAAAAUACCCCUGUUCAGACGUACGACCGCAGAGAAGCGCCCGUGGUGGUUCCAUUGUCGCACUCGAACGUCGUACACACAGCACAGCCUCACACAGGAACCACGGUGCCCACCAGAAGACCACCACCAGACAAUCCAUCCACGGGUCGGGGAGCUAGAGCCGUGUCGAUGUCCACGGCGCAGCCAGAGUUGUUUGAGAAUGUCAAGGGAUUCCAGCCGAAACCGGACAAACCAGCCGACGAAGACGACACACAGGAAAAGCUCGAUCUGCACAAACCGUCAUUGUACGUUUACAAGCUGCGAACAGGGUCCAAGACGAGCUACAUUGACAGAGACCCGGAUCCUAGAAGACUGCCUAUUGCCAUUAGAAAAGUGAAGGGCCAGCAUUCGCGCACGUCGUCGCGACAAUCGACGCUAUUUUCGUACCAGGCGGCCAUCAAGCACGGCGUACAACACUCGGGACUGCUUGCGUCGGAGAUCGACGACGACGAGCUGCCAGACUCGAAACUGAGCCAUUCCAAAGGCCAGACCAAAAUUCCUCAGGACCCAGAUGCAGAGGUUCUGGAGGUGACGGACCAACUCAAACGACUGACCGCGGCAGACGAGGGUCUGCACCGGAUGGCCAGCGUUCGCAGCGUCCAGCCUCCGCAAUCGCGGCUCAAGCUGUUUGUUGCAAACCCUGACGAGUAG